AUGACAAACAUGAGCCUCGUGACAAGGUUCAUCCUCAUGGGCCUUCCCCAUGCACCAGCGCUGGAUAUCCCUCUCUUUGGGAUCUUCUUGGCCAUUUAUAUGUUCACUGUGAUGGGGAACUUUCUCAUCCUGCUGGUGAUCACACUGGAUUCCCACCUCCACACCCCCAUGUACUACUUCCUGACCAACCUAUCUUUCAUUGACAUGUGGUUCUCCACGGUUACUGUGCCCAAAAUGCUGAUGACCUUGGUGUCCCCAGGAGGCAAGGCUAUCUCUUUCCCCAGUUGUGUGGCCCAGCUCUACUCUUUCCACUUCCUGGGGAGCACCGAGUGUUUCCUCUACACAGUCAUGUCCUAUGACCGCUACCUGGCCAUCAGUUACCCACUCAGGUACAGCAGCAUGAUGAAUGGGAGAAUGUGUGCCUUCCUGACCAUAAGCACAUGGCUCAGCGGCUCUCUGCAUUCUGCUGUCCAGACUACAUUGACAUUCCAUUUGCUCUACUGUGGGCCCAACCAAAUCCAGCACUACUUUUGUGAUGCACCACCCAUCCUGAAACUGGCCUGUGCAGACACUUCUGCCAAUGAGAUGGUGAUCUUUGUCAAUAUCGGGGUAGUGGCUUCAGGCUGCUUUCUCCUGAUAGCGCUUUCCUAUGUUUCCAUUGUCUGUUCCAUCCUGAAGAUCCGCACCUCAGAGGGGAGACACAGAGCCUUUCAGACCUGCGCUUCCCACUGCAUUGUGGUCCUUUGUUUCUUUGUUCCCUGCGUUUUCAUUUACCUGAGGCCAAGCUCCAAGAAUGCUGUGGAUGGGGUUGUGGCAGUUUUCUACACUGUGCUGACACCCCUUCUAAACCCUGUGGUGUACACCCUGAGGAACAAGGAAGUGAAGAAAGCUCUGUUGAAGCUGAAAGACAAAGUAGCAUAUUCUCAAAGUAAAUAA
Molecule: messenger RNA, 936 nt
Organism: Equus caballus (horse)
Lineage: Eukaryota; Metazoa; Chordata; Mammalia; Perissodactyla; Equidae
Source: RefSeq, a predicted model, not a curated record